This is a messenger RNA of Colletotrichum acutatum, 1410 nucleotides long. RefSeq lists its product as uncharacterized. The transcript has a single exon. Lineage: Eukaryota; Fungi; Ascomycota; Sordariomycetes; Glomerellales; Glomerellaceae. Bases 55 to 1314 code for a protein of 419 amino acids. The record is from RefSeq and is a predicted model, not a curated record.
CGAAAAGUUACAUGCGACUUGGCCUCUGCAAGUAUUCAACUCAAUUUCGGCAACAUGAUCAACUACCCACCACCCAGUGCUCUCGAAAAUCUGCCUGCAGAUAUACUACUGGGGAUCAUUUCUUUCCUCGAGUCCUUGAGCGAUUUAAAUGCGCUCGUCAAUGCGUCCCCGUCGCUGCGGAGAUUCUUCACAGCGGAACGACGGCGCGUCAUCCGACAGGUUGUUCACCACGAUGCAGCUCCUGUCGUCAAAGAUGCCACGGCACUUGCGGUUAUCCCAAAUGUCGGCCAAGUUAAAGAUAAUUGUGCAAGGGAAAUGGUGAGCGCCACCAAGCUGUACGCAAUAUUUCGGGAAGCUCUCGACGCAGACACCGCAGACAUAUCAUCCAUAUCAGGCGAUCACUUGAUUGAGGCUACGCGAUGCGACUUCGUCGCUCGAGACUUUGUCACUUUGUACACCAAAGUUCAACGGCAGCAACUUUGGACUGUUGACUCAGAGGCAGCCAAGCCGCUCACAAAAGACGAAAAAGAUCGUCUCGUGCUCGCUUGCUUGCGGUAUCAACUGCUUACACAAGUCUGUCGCGACCGCGUGAGUGAAGAAACGACUAUGGAAGUACGGACAAUUUUGAAUCAAUGCUUCACACCUUGCCAGAUAGAGCAAAUUGCGGGAAUACACGACUUUGUAGGCAAGCUACACCAGUUUUUCGUCUCACACCAAGACCCAGCAGGGUUUGAUACGCCAAACACACAUGUAUUUUACGAUAUUACAACAUUCCGACAGAUCCUACGAGGUGGACUCACUAUGGGCCCAGAAAACACCAAGAUCUUUGCCGCUGCAUUGACAGAUUUGAAGUGCAUUUCGGAUCAUCAGAUUCUUAUGGGAGGUCACCAAGUACCCAGCAACUACAUUUUGGAGUACUUCCCUGUGGUAUCCUCACAGCUGGAUCUGACCCUUCACACGCUCUUGUCCCAUGAGUAUGAGAUCAGACGGCUGCGAGAUGUAAUAUACGGCUACGAAAGAAGGUUACCAGCAAUCGCCGUUGAUGACUCAAAAACGGAUCAUCCUUUUGCUUGGGUCGACGCGCACGCUAGUUUAGAUUGCCGUCGCUGGGGUUCUGAGUUGCUGCGAAAUUCCCCCGAUCACGUGGGCAUAGAUAGCACGCGAUUGGAUCGGGUGAAAGCCACCGUUGAAGCGUGGAGGCAGCUUGGCUUUUUGUACUGGGACCGAGACCGUGUUCAGCUUUUGAAGAGGUCUCUUUUGCAGUAUCGAACGGGAUGGCUUAGAAAUGUGUGGGAUCGGGCAGAUGUCUUCUAGCAUAUUAUAAGCUUUGGCCGAUGACGACAAAAAGACAUUGUAGACUCAAGAGUGGAUUAGAUAGCCCGAAGAAAAUAUCCUCGUUCACAAAUUGCC